GACAAGACCUUAGUAUAAAUGCAUGCCAAGAUUAUUCGUGUAUCAUAUUGUUAAACCAUAUCGCUAAGAUGUCUAAUAUCUCACAGAAGUCAAAGGAAGAAAAUCGAAAUAGUCUAGGUACUAUACCCAGUCUUUCAGUUCAAGAUAAUGAACAAAUCCCACAAGCUCUACAGCCUGAGGACUCAAGCAGUGAAAUACUGCAAAAAUCUCAUAACGAUGAAGUAUUUAUAGAAAGUAAUGCUGGAGAUGGUACUAGAAGAGAAGAUCAAUAUGUUAAAGGGUAUAAACUUGUAAUUACCGUAAUUUCAUUAUUGCUUACGAUAUUUAUUACUGCAAUAGAUCAAACUAUUGUGGUGACCAUUCUUUCUGAAAUUGGUGAUGCUUUUAAUGGAUUUGAUAAAAUUAAUUGGUUAAGUUCGGGUUUCUUAUUAUCCGUUGCAGUUUUCACAACUGUUUGGGGGAAAUUUUCAAUUAUUAUUGGAAGAAAGAUUGCUUUAAGUAUUGCCAUUGUUCUUUUUGAGAUUGGAUCUUUAAUAUGUGCAUUAUCAACCAGUAUGAAUAUGUUAAUUGUAGGAAGAGUUGUAGCUGGUAUAGGUGGAGGUGGUGUUCAAUCUUUAGUAUUUAUUGUUAUUAGUGAAAUUAUCCCAAUUGAAUAUAGAAAUUUUGGAAUGAUUUUAUUAUCAGUCAAUUUUUCAACUGCUUCAGUUAUUGGACCUUUAAUUGGAGGUCUUCUUUCGAAAAUUAGUUGGAGAUGGUGUUUUUAUAUUAAUUUACCUAUUGGAGGUGUUGCAUUAUUAUUCUUACAAUGGGCUUUUAAUCCUCCUCGUCCUAAGGGGAAUAUUUUAAAGAAGUUAAAAACUAUUGAUUACUUGGGUGCAACAUUACUUUGUGCUGCAUGUGUUUUGGUUCUAUUAGGAUUAAGUUUUGGAUCUUCAAGUCAAUUCUCAUGGGAUUCAGCCCAAGUUAUAUGUUGUUUUGUAAUUGGUGGAAUUAUGUCAAUAGCGUUCUGUGUUUGGAACUUUAAAUAUUCCAAGUAUCCUUUAAUUAGUUUAGACUUGGUUCAGUCAUUAGCUUGUGAUGCUUCAGUAUUGGUUAUAACAACCACAUAUUCAUACCUUAUUAUGAAUCAAUUAUAUUUAUCAAUUUACUUUCAAGUUAUUUUAGGAUAUGAUGGUUGGCAUUCAGGUAUACAUCUUUUACCUAUGAUUAUUUCUUCAGUUAUUGCAUCAAUUAUUGGAGGAGUUACUCUUCGUAAAGUUAGAAUUGUUAAACCAUUUUCUAUUCUUGCUGCAAUCUUUGGACUUGUAGGUAAUACUAUUUUAUUAUUAUUAAAGGUUGAUUCAACAUUAGGACAAAUCAUUGGACUUUUAAUUUUACCUGGGUUAUCUACUGGAUUACAAAUGCAAUCUACAGUUAUGCUUAUGCAAUUAAGUGUACCAAAGUCAGAAGGUAGUACGAUUAUGGGAACUACUUUCUUUAAUUUUGGUAGAUCAAUGGGAGGUGCUACAGGAGCAGAUUUAGCUACAUUAACUUAUAAUGAAUCACUUAAAGCUAUUUUAAGAAAGGCUAUAUCCAAUGAAACCAAUCCUCAAAUCUUAUAUGAUUUAAGUAAAGUUAAUUUAAGUGAACUUAUGGUUAAUACUUCACUUAUUAAAACAUUAAAUCCUGUAACACAAGCAUUUAUUAAGGAUCAAGUAAUGAAAGCCAUUAGAAAUGUUUAUCAUUUAGCUGCUGGAAUAGGUGCUUUAUGUGUAAUCUUUUCAUUAUUCCAGAGUAAUCAGAGAGUACCUAAAAAGAGUAAAGGAGCAGAUCUAGAUGAUGAUGAACUGGAAAAAGGCGAACAAGAACAAGAGAAAGUAGUUAAUGAUCAGGAACAAUCCAAUGAUCAACAACAAACCAGCUUAGCCAAUAAUACCGAUACAGAACCUCGCUAAGCAUUGCAUUU
Scheffersomyces amazonensis is the source of this 1945-nucleotide messenger RNA. RefSeq names its product major facilitator superfamily domain-containing protein. Gene Ontology annotation, molecular function: transmembrane transporter activity. Gene Ontology annotation, cellular component: plasma membrane. Lineage: Eukaryota; Fungi; Ascomycota; Pichiomycetes; Serinales; Debaryomycetaceae. The record is from RefSeq and is a predicted model, not a curated record. The transcript has a single exon. The coding region runs from base 69 to 1934 and encodes 621 amino acids. Gene Ontology annotation, biological process: transmembrane transport.